Messenger RNA from Rotaria sp. Silwood2, 351 nucleotides. The record is from the annotation of a GenBank genome assembly. Lineage: Eukaryota; Metazoa; Rotifera; Eurotatoria; Philodinida; Philodinidae.
AUGUGCAAUACCACCGAAAAAUGCGAUGAAAAUAACAAUCAUGUAUGGUAUUUUGGAAAAUCAUCUCGUGCACCUGACGGGUAUAUCUUUCGUUGUCGUCGAUGUCGUGGUACAAAAUCAAUCAGAGUGGGAACAUUUUUCGAACAAUCUCAUUUACCAUUAAGUGCAAUAUUUGAAAUUAUGUAUUACUGGAGUCGCGAGGAAGAUAGUAUUAAACAAAUAAUGCACGAAGCAGAGGUUGGAUCAAAUACAACGGUGGUAGAUUGGAAGAAUUUUUGUCGGGAUAUCUGUGCCGAAUAUUUUCUACGAAAUCCUGCACAAAUUGGAGGUUUGUGGAAUCAUUUAUCAUAA